Lottia gigantea (owl limpet) is the source of this 630-nucleotide messenger RNA. RefSeq lists its product as hypothetical. The coding region runs from base 1 to 630 and encodes 209 amino acids. The record is from RefSeq and is a predicted model, not a curated record. The transcript is spliced from 4 exons. Lineage: Eukaryota; Metazoa; Mollusca; Gastropoda; Lottiidae.
AUGGCAACCGAACCUAUCAUUGUUGUCCAAAUCUUGGAAGUGGAUGACAGGCCUAUUAAAGUAUUUACCCGCAAUGGCAAAACUGUCAUCAUUACACCAGAGGACACCUACCUUUUAGAAGAGUCGGCGAUGAACGAGACACCGCGACGAAGAGGAUGGAACCAUGUAUGUGAACAGAAAGGGUGUAAGAAGGUUAUGUGUCCAUCGAUGGCAAUGAGAAGCUUAGAAGACCAAUGUGUAAAGCGCCUAAAAAUAUCAUUUUCUACAUUAUUUAUUGAAAAACAUAGUAACGUACAUUUAGUUAAGAUUCUUAUGAGUAUAUUUUAUUCUCUUUUCUACAUUAUAAGUAGUAAGCGAGUGAUUAUAGGUACCAGACGCCGAUUGGCUAAGACGUAUCACGUGACUAAAUGUGACGUCAUAAUGUGGAAGUUGUCUGCUACUAACGGUCGCGUUCUAGAAUGUUCGCGAUCUAUUCUUAUUCAUGUGACCUGUGAAACGGAUAAAAGAUUUAAUUUUCUGGAAAAAGAUUCAUUCUGCGUGAGGAAACAGAGAACAGUGGAACAGCUUUAUUCGUUAACUAUUGAUAGGAGAUCACGAAGUAGACUUUUUAGUCUUUCCGUAGUUUUAUAA